ACUAACGCUUGCAAAAAGCACAUCUCUUCCCCAGCAUUGGUUGAUAUAUAUAUAUAAAUAUCACACAGUUCCCCAAAAAAACCCAUUUCUUUCCGCUGCGUCUAUCCUUCUCAGACAUUCCCUACAAUUUGACCUCUGAAAACAGAAGGAUUUUGACUUCGAUCGACAAAUCCAACUCAAAUUUCAACAAAACUAUCUGAAUUUAUCACAGGAUUUUCUUUUACAGGUGUUGGUUCAGAUUGAAUUGAAUUGAAAAGGGUAUAAAGGUUUCACAUCUGAUUGGUUGUUGACAGUAGGGAGGUAGAGGAAAAGAUCGAGAUCAGAUCCAUAGGGGAAAAGGGCAAUUAUGUCUUUUACCGGAACACAGCAAAAAUGCAAGGCUUGUGGGAAGACUGUUUACCCAGUGGAGCUUUUGUCUGCUGAUGGUAUUGAUUAUCACAAAUCUUGCUUCAAGUGUAGCCAUUGCAAAGGUACCCUUAAGUUGAGCAAUUACUCAUCAAUGGAAGGUGUGCUCUACUGCAAGCCUCACUUUGAGCAGCUCUUCAAGGAGAGUGGAAAUUUCAACAAAAACUUCCAAUCACCUGCAAAGGCGGCUGAGAAGUUAUCUCCAAUGCUGACAAAGUCACCAAGCAAAGCUGCUGGCAUGUUUUCGGGGACUCAAGAGAAAUGUGCUACUUGUGGCAAAACUGCUUAUCCUCUCGAGAAGGUAACAGUGGAGAAUGAAUCAUACCACAAGUCUUGUUUCAAGUGCUCCCAUGGAGGCUGUUCUUUAUCUCCAUCAAACUAUGCAGCAUUGGAGGGGAUUUUGUAUUGCAAGCAUCAUUUCUCACAGCUCUUCAAGGAGAAGGGGAGCUACAAUCAUCUCAUCAAGUCUGCAUCCAUUAAGCGAGCAUCAGCAGCAUCAGCAGCAGCAGCAACAGCAGCUGCAGCUUCUAUCCCAGAAGUUUGAAGUUUGAAACACCUACAAAUUCAUGAUGUUCAUCUUCUACUUACCAUUUUCCAACAAAGUUUUCGGCUUGUUUUGCUUGUGUUUGUCUUUUAUUGUCGUUUGAUGAGUAAGCUUUCCUUUCGACUUAUUGACUUCCUUUUGUUUGAUUGGUUGGUUCCAUGGGUGCCCAUAUUUAUCUAAACAUACUACUUCCUCUGUA
Lactuca sativa (garden lettuce) is the source of this 1148-nucleotide messenger RNA. Its product is annotated as LIM domain-containing protein WLIM2b. NCBI's taxonomy places the organism in Eukaryota, Viridiplantae, Streptophyta, Magnoliopsida, Asterales, Asteraceae. The record is from RefSeq and is a predicted model, not a curated record.